GGUGGAGCUUGGCUUAAAGUUCAAAUGCUCCUGUACCCUGCCCUGCAGUAUCUCCAACCAGGGGAAUUUGAUAAGGUAGUUGAAGGGUAAUAUUACCUUUGCUCUCUCACUGCAAUCGAAAGCAGCCUCAGCUUUUAGGUGGACCCCACCAGCUAUCUUGGUGAGGUGUUUUCAAGAGCAUAGAAUCAUCCUUUAUACUAUCAAAAGAAGAUGCUGUUUAAUUUGAGGAUCCUGUUGAACAAUGCAGCUCUUAGAAAUGGUCCCAGUUUGGUGGUUCGAAAUUUUCGAUGUGGACAACCACUACAAAACAAAGUACAGCUGAAGGGUCGUGACCUCCUCACUCUAAAGAACUUUACAGGAGAAGAAAUUAAGUAUAUGCUAUGGCUAUCAGCAGAUCUGAAAUUUAGGAUAAAACAGAAAGGAGAGUAUUUGCCUUUAUUGCAAGGGAAGUCCUUAGGCAUGAUUUUUGAAAAAAGAAGUACACGAACAAGAUUGUCCACAGAAACAGGCUUUGCACUUCUGGGAGGACACCCUUGUUUUCUUACCACAGAAGAUAUUCAUUUGGGUGUGAACGAAAGUCUCACAGACACAGCCCGUGUGUUGUCUAGCAUGACAGAUGCAGUGUUGGCUCGAGUGUAUAAACAAUCAGAUCUGGACAUCUUGGCUAAAGAAGCAUCCAUCCCAAUCAUCAACGGGCUAUCAGAUUUGUACCAUCCAAUCCAGAUCCUGGCUGAUUACCUCACGCUCCAGGAACACUAUGGCUCUCUGACAGGCCUUACCCUCAGCUGGAUUGGGGAUGGGAACAACAUCCUGCAUUCCAUCAUGAUGAGUGCAGCAAAAUUCGGAAUGCACCUUCAGGUGGCUACUCCAAAGGGUUAUGAGCCAGAUCCUAGUAUAACCAAGUUGGCAGAGCAGUAUGCCAAGGAGAAUGAUACCCAGCUGUCGCUGACGAAUGAUCCAUUGGAAGCGGCUCGUGGAGGCAAUGUAUUAAUUACAGACACUUGGAUAAGCAUGGGACAAGAAGAGGAGAAGAAAAGGCGGCUCCAGGAUUUCCAAGGUUACCAGGUUACAAUGAAGACUGCUAAAGUUGCUGCCUCUGACUGGACAUUUUUACACUGCUUGCCCAGAAAGCCAGAAGAAGUGGACGAUGAAGUAUUUUAUUCUCCACGAUCACUAGUAUUCCCAGAGGCUGAAAACAGAAAGUGGACAAUCAUGGCUGUCAUGGUAUCCCUGCUGACAGAUUACUCACCUCAGCUCCAGAAGCCAAAAUUUUGAUCCCAUGAUGCUUGUUAAGAAGAAACGAUGUUCUUCAGUAACAAAAUGAGUCAGUUUGUGAGGAAAGGAGAAGAAAAUCUAAGAAAUAAAUUCCAAUACAUGGUAUAGAUGAACAAUAUGAUAUUGCUUUGCCGUCGUGAAACCUUCCUGAAGCCCUUAAUUUAAGUGCUGAUGCACUGUAAUACAUGGCUUGACUUGGUUUAAACUCUCUAAUUCAUAAUUUCAGAGUUACAUUUGGGUAUCAUAUUAAUAAUCACAUACAUUUGCUUCAACUAAACAUAAAAUACUGUGUUCAUAAUGCAUAAUGUCUAAGCCAUUAAAUGUAAUCUAUGCUUAUUACCUUAAUAAAUUAUCACCCACACUAAUUUAUAAGUAAACAUUUACCAGGGAGUCAGCUGCUGGUAGAUCUGUGGGCUGUGUUCAUAUCCCCCAGGACCAACAAGAAAGCCAAAUGAUCCAUCUUGCUGAUGUAGUACGAUUUUCAGGCAAAUGAGGUAGACAGACAUUCACUUAUGGAGGCAAAUGAUGAAAUUCUUAGAAAAUAGCUCUGUGCCCAAACUCUAGAGUUUCUUUCAGUCAUUUGUGGGAAGGGGGGGGUCAUUCAAGAGCACACAUCUCUUCUCUGUAAUGAAUACUUAACGUUAUAAGCCUAAAGAAGCCUUUGUGAACAAGUGGUAAAACCACAGAUACCUAGCUAGGAAUGUAAGAUCCGUAGAGAGUGACAUUUUCGUAGGUUCAAAUACUCCAGCAGGAGCAACUGAAUUUUUUCAUGUUUGUACUUAUCAUGCAUCUACUUAUACCACACACUGGAUAUUUCCAUAAAUCCACUACAUGCCACAUUUUAGCCCAUCUUUUUCCUCCAACUUUUCUUCAGAAUAAUAAAAAUUUGCAUUACUAGAUUAUUAUAAUGUAAUGAAAGCUAGAUGUCUCUUAUGGGUGACCAAAAUUUGUAUUGUUGAAUUAUUAUGCUAUAAUUUGAAAUUUUUUAGUUAAAAUGUUAAAUAA
This is a messenger RNA of Ceratotherium simum simum (southern white rhinoceros), 2280 nucleotides long. It is a transcript of the gene OTC, whose product is annotated as ornithine transcarbamylase. Lineage: Eukaryota; Metazoa; Chordata; Mammalia; Perissodactyla; Rhinocerotidae. Gene Ontology annotation, cellular component: mitochondrion. Gene Ontology annotation, biological process: L-citrulline biosynthetic process. The record is from RefSeq and is a predicted model, not a curated record. Gene Ontology annotation, molecular function: amino acid binding; ornithine carbamoyltransferase activity.